Durusdinium trenchii is the source of this 1322-nucleotide messenger RNA. The record is from the annotation of a GenBank genome assembly. NCBI's taxonomy places the organism in Eukaryota, Dinophyceae, Suessiales, Symbiodiniaceae.
AGCAAGCUCAGCACGCGGUACGCGCUACGCACGCACCGUUCGCCUCUCGCAUCACUCGUUUCUCUUCGCAAUGAGCAGCGCAACCGAGCAGAAGAUGAGCUGGGGCCACAAGUUCAGGAGCACCUUCAAGGGCAAGAGCAAGACUGAGGCGAAGGCCAAGCAACAGAUCAGCGAGGCCUCCACCGCCGUGCAGGACUCCUUGCCCACCUCGGAGGCGGCCCAGGAGACAGUGAACCAGGCGACCGUGACAGCACAGGAGACGGUGGAGCAGGCCGCCAAGACCACGCAGGAGAUGGCGGCCAGUGCCAGUGCCACUGCUCAGGAAAGCGCCACCAACGCCGCUGCCGCAGUGCAGGACGUGGCCAGCGACACCGCCGCCGCGGCGCAGGUGACCGCAGACAGCGAGGACAAGGACAUGGAUCUGGGCGUCACCUUCACCGGCGACCACUCGCCGACCAAGGCGGGCGCCGCGGCGGCGUCCGACGCCGCCGCGGCGGUGCAGCCCGGCGCGGCCGCCAGCAGCUGGAUGGAUCAGAUGAGGGAUGGCUUCCACCAGGGCUUCAACAGCGUGAGCGAGAAGACCAUGCAAGGCUACGAGGCGGCCAAAACGAUGAUCAACGGCCCUGAGACACAGAGCUGGACCCAGUCGCUGAAGGAUGGCUUCAAUCAGGGUGUGAGCACUGUGUCCGAGAAGACCUCCCAAACCUAUACGGCGGCGAAGGAGUACAUGGCUGGAAGUGGCAGCGGUGCGGCGUCCGGUGCGGCGUCCUCCACCACCGACACCCAGGAAGUCGUCGCCAGCUGGGCCGAGCGUUUCCAGAGCAACUUCACCAUGUGCCUCUCAACGGUGCAAGAGAAGACCGCACAAGGCUACGAGGCGACCAUGGAGCUGGUCGUGGGCAAGAAUGAUCAACCCUUGGCAGAGUCUCAAGUGGAGGACGCCCUGGCCUCGGCGCAAGCCGCCGGCGAGGCUGUGGCCACCGAGACCUCCCAGGCGGCGAAGACCGCCGGAAGUGAGACGGAGAAGGCGCUCGAGACCAGCAAGGGAAUGAUGCAGGAAGGCGCCGACCGUGCCGCAGCCGCCCUGAAGCCGAAGAGCGUCAAGGUGGGUGGCGCCUGAAGCACCGCAGGCUGAGUCUCCAGUGUAUUGGAACUUAUACAGAAGUCGCCAUCGAUGGCUAUGGCGCUUUGCAGUUCGACGAGCUCGAGCAAAUUCACAGCCGCCACUCAUGUGGCAUUUUGGCAACAGUUUCCUUGACCAGAGAGUACUCCGGGCGGUUUCAUGUCCGUUUACAGAUCUCCAUCCUCUGUGUUUUGUCGUG